CCUUCGUGUAACAGUCCCUCCCCGUGAAAAAACUUAAGCAGGGAGGUGAUAAGUAAAAGAAACAGUCCUGAUAAGGUAUAUAUCCAGGGUGUGUGAUGCCACAUCUCUUGUGACGUUAAAACGCAAACAGAGCAUAACGUGCACAAUGACGUCAUCGGGAAAGGUAUGGAGCAAUUACGUCACAUUCGGAAGUGUUCUUAUAUUGUGCAUCGUUCUAACCUUUUCAUUCAUGUAUAUCAUGGGUUCACAACACACAGAAAAAGUCAGAGGGGCAGCAACAUCUUUGACGUAUCACCUCAAUAAAAAUCUGACCACUAUAAAUCGUCUGGAACAAAAUUUUACAACAAAAAGCCAAUUAAAACAAACUUUGACAAUUAGCAGAGAGCGGCCGUUCUACCGAAUAGAUACCACACCUGAAAAUACAAGUAAACUGCUGUUCCUUGAAAAUUUUAAGAAUCCUUGCUGGCACGAACAAGCGGCGAGUUUCCACCAAGGUGAAGGUCAACUGCGCUGUCUCCCUUAUUUCUACAUUGUUGGUGCUCCUAAAGCCGGGACCAGCGAUCUGCGUGGCCGUCUAAUACGACACCCCUCUAUAUCAGAUAAAGUUAUUAAAGAACCCCACUGGAUAGCAAGAACAAGGUUUAUGCAGAAAGGAAAGUAUGGCAAACUGUCAAAUUACCUACGUUAUUUUGAUUCUGCAGUACAGAAAGACAUAGUCACCUCAAAACAGAAGAACGGCCGUUAUAAUGCUAUAUUUGGAGACUGUAGUUGCUCGACUUUAUGGGACAACUGGAACCUAUUAAAUGCACGUAUGAAAAGGAACAUGACUUUACCUCCAUCUACCAAUGCCAAUGUUAUAUUUGAUCUGAACCCAAAUGCCAAAAUCAUCAUCAUGUUAAGAAACCCUACAUUAAGGGCAUUUUCUGAUUACUUGUACUUUAACAAGAAAGGGGGAAGUGCUCGUACAUUCCAUGCCAAAGUGGCUCGUUCAAUUAAGAAACAUAGGUACUGCUUAAGGAAGGGCAGUUUACAGUAUUGUGCAUAUUUAUGUCGAUUUAUGGAAAUACGUCUAUUCGUUGGUAUGUAUUAUAUUUAUGUCGAAGACUUUUUUCGAGUUUUUCCGAAGGAACAAAUUAAAGUAAUAAAAUCAGAGGACUUCGCAAUGAAUAUUUCUGAGACGAUGAAAGAGGUAUUCAAAUUUUUAGAAGUUGACCAUCCCAAACAAGAGUUAUGGAAGAAAAUAAUUGGACAAAAGAAAAUUAACGAGAGAAAAGAAAAGAAUAAACAUACAGAAAUGUUACCGGAAACCAAAGAAAUGUUGUCACGAUUUUAUAAGCCUUAUAAUACUGAACUAUCUCGUUUACUUGGAGAUAAUUUUAUGUAUGAAUAGUGAAUAUGUGAUCAAUGUCGUAAAAUGUGGCAUACAUAUAUUCAACGGACGGAUUGCCUGGUAGUUAAGGUUUCUGCCUUUAAAACCCAUGGACCGUGGGUUCGAGCCCAACUGAGGUCACGACAAUGUUCCCUCAUAUGGCACCAGUGCUGAUAAGUGCGGGGCAGCGGAGUUGAUAGAGAUAGAGUCGCUAAAAGC
Molecule: messenger RNA, 1588 nt
Organism: Ruditapes philippinarum (Manila clam)
Lineage: Eukaryota; Metazoa; Mollusca; Bivalvia; Venerida; Veneridae
Product: carbohydrate sulfotransferase 15-like
Exons: 8
Coding region: 146-1390 (414 amino acids)
Biological process (GO): hexose biosynthetic process
Molecular function (GO): N-acetylgalactosamine 4-sulfate 6-O-sulfotransferase activity
Source: RefSeq, a predicted model, not a curated record